AGCUCCACGAGCUGAAUUAAAGUUACUGAACUGACUGCAGCUUUGCAGCAGAAUGCAAUAUAGCCAAGAAAUGGCAAGAUCUGACUCCUUGCAUUUUAAGAUCAUUGAUUAGUUCAUCAUCAUGGAGCCUAUGGAGAAAGAAGAUUAUCCCAUCUGCCUGGUAGCUUGCAAGAGCCGUAACCAGCCACUUACCCCUGAGAAAGGGUACCAAUCUGCUCUAACCUCAACUUCUCAAUCGGAUUCUCUCAAGACAACUGGCUCGCUACAAGAUUUCUCUUCCCAGGUCGGAUCGAGCGGGGUCAUCGUCGACUACCAGAAGGGACUGGUAAUCACAACUGCCCUGCCCUUCGCAGAGUUCAUCCCCAGUGAACAAGGUGGAAGAAAUGAUCACCAGUCUAAUAAUAGUGAGGGUGGAUUAGAUAACUGUGUAAAUCAUUACAGUGGGAAUGAGCUCAAAGAAUCAUCGGUUUCAGUGAUUCUGCAAAGUCCGAAAAUAAACGAGAUGGAAAAAGCAAAGCAGAGCUUCCUUUCAACAAGACAAUCGACAGCUAACCGGCAUCGACCGAGUGCGAAUAGAGUUUUCUCAGCCUUGCCCCACCCCAGCAAACUCACGACAUCAUCCAUCAAGGAUAAUGCGACUGAAUCGUUUGAGGUGCAUGAUGCAAGAGUCGUGUUGCUAUGGAGAUGUGCAUCGCUUGACGACGAGAUGAAGUCCCUCAUGCCCAGUGCAGACAGGUGGGAGCUGGAUUAUGGGGAAAAGAAGGGAGAGAUUGGUAGCAGUUCCCAUCUCAUGGAUGGAAAGGACGUGUUAGAGGAUGGGGAUGAAGAGGGGAGAAAGGAUAACGGUCAGAGGAAUCUUCUGAGCUGGUUUGCUCUGCUACAAGUUGAUGGAGGUCUUCAUGUUUCCUCAGGACAACAACUCAAAAUAGUCCCCAGUACUAGCCUGCGUCUGGCCCAGCCUGUUACGGCGUGUGGUACGCCAUUUGCAACGCUCAGUCCAUCUAUCUUCUACAACAGUCUAAGUAAAGGGAUCAUCACUAAACACAGCGGGCAGGACCUUGUUAUGACGGACGCAAGGUGCAUGCCAGGCACGGAGGGAGGAGGGCUGUUUGUCACGGAUAAGAAACAUAGAUACCUCGCUGCGAUGAUCAUAUCUCCUCUUUGCUGGAAAUCCAAUGAAUGGAUCGGUCUGACUCUGGCUUGCUCUAUGACCGCCAUCUUGGAUUCACUUCAAGGGUUGACCUCGAUUGACCUCUCAAUGAUAAGGUCAACAUACCAUGGGUACGGUUCUCAUUCCAGUCACGAAAUGUGCCUUCAAAAUCCAGAAGUGGACCUCAAGCGUUUUCAAAGCGUAGUUCUAUUGCGAGUUGGGACAGUGUGGGGUUCAGGGGUCAUCGUCAAUGAGAAGGAGGGGCUUAUACUGACAUGCAGGCAUCUUGUAAAGGGUGCAUCUUACAACCAAGUGAGUGUGAAGGUCUCCUCCGGUUCAUGGAUGAAAGCAAGUGUAUUACACACAAAUCCUGUGACCUCACCAAUUGACCUAGCCAUCUUGAAGGUCGAAGGUCAUCAAGACAAUGCUUCAUUGGUCAGCAUUGGAAUGGACACUGACUACCAGGAAGGUUCCAGGGUGUAUGCCGUGGGGUUCCCUCUCUUUGAUCCAAGCCAAAGUUCAACGCCUUCUGUGACCUCUGGGGUCGUGUCAAAGGUCAUCAGAAUCAACCAAAAGCCGAUCAUGACCCAGUCUACCUGUGCUAUAAAUGCCGGAGCAAGUGGGGGCGCUCUUUUAUGCGCAGAGACCGCGAACCUAGUCGGUAUCAUAGCUAGCAACUCAAGAGACAGUGAGAGCGGAGCCUCAUUCCCUCAUGUUAAUUUCAGUAUACCUGUAGAGUGUUUUAGGCAUGCUAUCAAGCAGUACAUCAUUACUAAAGAUCCGUCAUGGUUUAAGGACUUGGAGCUGAUCAAUGAGAAAGUCGAAGCUGUCUGGGCUCUAGAGGAGAAUGGCACAUACAUCAGAAGACUCCCUAGCAAGCUUUGAUCUUCUUGGAGGACUUGAGAAAUAUUUUGAUUUAUAGUUAUCAUGGGCCCUGUAAAUACAGUGCGUCCCAGAAAAAGCGAAACCGAGAAUUAUCAAUGUUUUAUAUAACUUAUUAUUAACAAAUUAAUAAAUGACACAUAUUUGUAAAGCUUAGA
Strongylocentrotus purpuratus (purple sea urchin) is the source of this 2190-nucleotide messenger RNA. RefSeq names its product peroxisomal leader peptide-processing protease (gene tysnd1). Gene Ontology annotation, molecular function: serine-type endopeptidase activity. The record is from RefSeq and is a predicted model, not a curated record. Gene Ontology annotation, biological process: protein processing; regulation of fatty acid beta-oxidation. The coding region runs from base 122 to 2035 and encodes 637 amino acids. The transcript is spliced from 10 exons. Gene Ontology annotation, cellular component: peroxisome. NCBI's taxonomy places the organism in Eukaryota, Metazoa, Echinodermata, Echinoidea, Camarodonta, Strongylocentrotidae.